Messenger RNA from Coregonus sp. 'balchen', 4506 nucleotides. Lineage: Eukaryota; Metazoa; Chordata; Actinopteri; Salmoniformes; Salmonidae. The record is from the annotation of a GenBank genome assembly.
GAUGCGUAUCUACUGACGGGCCUGAACAUCGAGGAGAUUUACCCAGAAACCUCUAGUUUUAUCACGUACGAUGGGUCCAUGACCAUCCCGCCGUGCUUUGAGACGGCCACGUGGAUCCUGAUGAACAAGCCAGUGUACAUCACACGGAUGCAGGUCCGUCUCUAAAGUAGCUCCUUACUGCUUAGAUACACUCUUAGAAAAAAGGGUUCCAAAAGUGUUAUUUGCGGAGGCAUAGGAUUCUACCAAUAUCUGUUUUCAUCUGAAUAACCCUUUUUAGAAGACAAGGGUUCUUUAUAAGGCAAAGGGUUCUACCUAGAACCUAUUUCAUCCUAAGAACCAUUUUUCAAAUAAAGGGUUCUUUGAUAAUUCUUUGUAAGGAAAAAAUGAUUAUUUGGAAGGCAAGAAGGGUUCUACAUAAAACCCUUCUGAAUCUGAAUAAGCUGUUAUUGUAUUUUUCUUUCUCUGCCUUGGCAUUAGUGUUUACCUCAGUGUUUAAACUUUUACAUCAGGAGUUUGAGUAAUCUGAUACAUUUAAAAAGAUAGAUGUGAGAAUGUUUUAAACUGUACCUAUGGGAAUAUUUCUACAAAAUCUGGUAUUCCAAUUUUACAUAUACAGUACUGACAGUUGAUAUCUUUGCCAUCAUUUCUUUCUUUCAAAUAAGUAUUUUCUGUGAUUUUAUUGAGCAGAGAGUACGAGAAUAGAAGGGAGUCUGAGUGAACCAGCAGUGUAUUGUAUUGUGCACAGCAAAUUAGCCCCUUGGCCAGUGUUGCCUAGUGUUGAUUUGUCAGUCUAACAUUUCUAGUAUUUAUUCAGGAGUUGAAUUAACUCUGUAAGGUGGUGUAAAAUAACCCCAGUGUUGGUGUUAAUAACCAGAGUUGAGUGUAAUUGUGUCAUUUUUACUCUGUAGAGUAAAACACUCAAAACCACGCCCAUCAUUAUCAUUUUCUCCCAGCAUGCUUUAUUGCAGGUUGGUUUUCAGAAUUGUUUGUUUCAAUAUGUGUUUUUGCAUGUACAUUGAUUGGUUGAUUAAUCUUAUGCUACACAAAGAUAAAUAACAUACAUUUUUCUAAACUAAUCCAAUCUGUUAGUAGUUGGACUUAUUGCACCCGUUACUGAGAUGGUUGUUCCAGUUUAGAUGAUUUAGGUAGUCUCUGUUAGCAAUCUUCUCUACCCUAGCAGUCAUUCUGAAUGCAGGUUGCGGGUAAUUAAACCUUUAAAUUGUUGGAUAUCCUCACUCCGGUUGGAUUCCAAUAGGAAUUACACAACACUUUGCAAGCCAGCAUAAUGUGACUUGCAGGCCUGAUGUGGCCUGUAAACCAGGAGUUUCCAACCACUGUGUUAGGGUAUAACAGGCCUUGAAAGAAAGACCUUAUGAUAUAUGUAAUGUAUUGUCAUAAAAAAUAUGCAAAUGCGGUUCAAGUUUUAAUGUCACAUACACAAACAAGUACUGUGAAAUGCCAAUUUCUUACAAGCUCAACAAUGCAGAAAUCAAUAUCAACGUAGUACUACAAAUAACAUAAGGUAGAACAAAAACACAAAUAAAAUAACAAAUAAGAAGAACACGACAAAGUAAGAAGUUAUAUACAGGGUCAGUUUCAAUACCAUAUUUACAAUGUGGAGGGAUACUGGAGUGAUAGAGGUAGAUAUGUAUAGGGGUAAGGUUACUAGGCAUCAGGAUGUAUGAUAAACAGAGGAGCAACAGCGUAAAUGUAGAUUCUAUAUGAGUGUGUGUGUAGAGUCAGUAUAAAUGUGUGUGCAUGUUAUGUGUGUGUUGGAGUGUCAGUGUUCAUGAGUGUGUAGAGUGCUGUGAGUGUGCAUAGAGACUUUUAAAUAAAUACAAGGGUCAACUCAGAUAGUCCUUGUAGCCAUUUUGUUAACUAUUUAGCAGUCUUAUGGCUUGGGGAUAGAAGCAUGUUCAGCAGCCUGUUGGUGUCAUUCUUGUUACACCGGUACCGCUUGACAUGUGAAAGCAGAGAGAAUAGUCUAUGGCUUGGGUGGCUGGAGUCUUUAACGAUUUUCCGGGCCUUCCUUUCACACCACCUGAUAUAGAGGUCCUGGAUGGCAGGGAGCUCAGCCCCAGUGAUGAGGGUACACGUGGUGGAGGAGAUGUCUACUCUCACUACCUGGGUUCGGCCAGUCAUGAAGUCCAGGAUCCAGUUGCAGAGGGAGGUGUUCAGUCCCAUGAUCCUAAGCUUGGUGACGAGCUUGGAGGAGACAAUGGUGCUGAACGCUGAGCUGCAGUCAAUGAACAGCCUUCUCACAUAGGUAUUCCUCUGAUCUAGGUGGGUGAGGGCAGUGUGGAGUGCAAUUGAGAUUGCGUCGUCUAUGGAUCUGUUUGGGCGGUAUGCAAAUUGGAGUGGGUCUGGGAUGAUGGAGUUGAUGUGUGCCAUAACCAGCCUGAUUACAGAUAUGAGCGCUACAGGGCGGUAGUCAUUGUGGCAUGUAGCCUUAGAGUUCUUGGGAACAGGAAUGAUGGUAGUCAUCUUAAAACAUGUGGGAAUUACAGACUGGGACAAGGACAGGCUGAUCUCCGCAUGCUCUGAGAACGCGCCCCGGAAUACCGUCCAGCCCCGCCUUGCGAGUGUUGAUCUGAUUAAAGACCUUACUCACGUCAGCCUCUGGGAGCGAGAUCACCCAGUACUCUGCUUUCGGUGGGAGCCCUCACGCAUGGUAUGGUGGUGGUGGUGUUGUUGUCGAAGCGUGCAUAAAAUGCGCUGAGUUCGUCUGUUAGAGAGGCAUCAUUGGGCUGGGUCUUCCUUUGUAAUCCAUAAUGGACUGUCGCCCCUGCCACAUGUGACGGGCAUCGGAGCCUGUGUAAUAUGAUUCCACUUUUGCUCGUUUGAUGACUCAGCAGAGGUCGUAGCGGGACUUCUUGUACUUGUUCCUGUCCUCAGCCGUUGUCUGCGAUGGUCCUGUGUGUGGUAGCCCUGCGCUUUAGGUUAACGCCAACCUCGCCAUUAAUCCAGGGCUUUUGAUUGGAGAAGAAGCGAACCUUCACUGUGGGGUCAACAUCGCCAAUUUCCUUAUGAAGCCGGGAUAGAGGUGGUUAGCUCGUCGAUGUUAACGGCGGAGUCUCGGAGCAUAUUCCAAUCAGCAUGAGCAAAGCAGUCCUGUAGUAUAAUCUCUGAUUCUGAUGACCAUUUCUCAAGGGAACGAGUCAUGGGUACUCCCUGUUUGAGCUACUGCUUGUAAACAGGAAGCAGAAGUACGGAGUCAUGACCUGAUUUUCUGAUUGGCGGACAAGGGAGGACCUUGUAUGCUUGCUUGUGGGUAGAGUAACAGUGGUCUAGGACUCUAUUGCCAAUAGUGGCGAAGGAGACGUGUUGAUGGAAGUUGGGCAUCACGUGUCUUAAUGACACAGAAUUAAAAUCGCUGGCGACAAGGAAGGCAGCCUCCGGAUGUAAGUUUUCCUGCUUGUUAUAGCCUCUUACAGUUCGUUAAGUGCCAGCUUGUUAUAUUUCUUAUCCUGAGGUGGAAUGUAUAGUCAGGAAUAAGACUAGUAGAACCGUUCAUGGAGGGUUCUAGGAUGGAACCUUUCAAAGAUAAAAGGGCUCCUGGUAGAAUCCUUCAUGGAGAGUUCUAAGAACCCUUCAUAGAGGAUUCUAGGUAGAACCCUCUGCAAAGGGUUCUACCUAACACUAAAAAGGGUUCCGCUAUAUGGUUCUACUUAGCAACUUUUUUUCUAAGAGUGUACAUAAGCCUCUCGUACAGCAAUUCUGUUCCUCCACAUAGAUUUUUCUCCCAUUCAUACUGAAAUAAUGUGCCUUUUCUUCACUUCUGUUCUCCUCUCAUCUCAUCUUUUUAUUUCUCCUCUGCUCUGCUCUACUCUGCUUUGCUCUCCGCUCCUCUUGUUCCUUCCAUUACUUUACAUACUCUUCCUUUCCGCCUCUUUUUGUUAAUGAAUCCCCCUUCACUCUCUUCUCCAGAUGCACUCCUUACGGCUGUUGAGUCAGAACCAGCCGUCUCAGAUCUUCCUGAGUAUGAGCGACAACGUUCGCCCGGUUCAACCGCUGAACAACCGCUGCAUCCGGACUAACAUCAACUUCAGCAUGCAGGGCAAAGACUGUCCCAACAACAGGGCCCAGAAGCUCCAGUACCGAGGUGAACACAGCUCCAAUCCACCCACCACCGCCAUUUGUUAGCACCAAGUGUUUAGGUCUGACUAGCAGAUAUAUACAAAAUGGCGGUGAAGGAGUCAUGGACAUUUACCUUGGUCGUUUUGUUUAUGUCUGCUUGUGGCCCUCAUAAAGGUAUUAAAUACCAAAAGCAUAGUCUUAAGCCUUAACUUUUAUAGAUUUUAAAGAGUGAAUGUAUAUUACUUAUAGUGAUAUUAUAGCAAUAUUUCCAACACAAGUGUUGGAAUGGCUGAGUGUGUGAGCCCUACUUCAUAACUACAAAGCCAGCUCAGCAUCUGUGUUAUUCAGGGACUCUGCAUGCAGUCUGUUUACCAUCUCCUCUCCUCUGUUUCAGCCAAUAUAUCUGGGCAACUGCUGCACAAAAUGUGA